CACUUUCAUUCAAAAAUAGUGCUAAUUAUUUGUAUGGUACGUUAUUUAAAAUUAUAAGUUGUGAAUUUAGUAGAAUGUUUACUUCUAAAACUUUAAUGAAUGGGCGACACUAGGAAUUUAUAAAAGUAGGCGAUGGUUAUACGAGCUUUAUGAUGAAAGAUCAUAUAAUAGUAGUGUUAUAUUUAGAGAUUAUGUAAAAACAUAUUCUAAAAUAUUUAAAAAAGUGUGCUCCACUGCUAAGGCUUUACACUCAAGCAACAAAAUUAAAACUGCAUCCGACAAAAUUAAAACGACCUGGAGAAUAAUAAAUAGUGAAACAGGCAAGGUCAAACCGCGCAACUCGGAUUUUCAACUGAAUAUUAACAAUAAUUUAACGCGAUCUGAUCAAGAAGUUGCUAUGGCUUUUGAGAACCAUUUUACUGAUCUUCCUAUUUUGAAAACAAUCAUUAAACUCUUCUCCUACUGUCGCCGAGUCAUUGCUCAAACAAAAUGUAAAGGCUUGUUCAAAUACUUUUAAAUUCCAUAGAGUACUGCUAAAAGAUAUCGUUAAAUAUUUUAAAACUAUUGAUGUUAAGAAAACGGCAGACUUAUGGGGGAUUUCCGUUAAAGUUAUUUUAUCUAUAAUAGAUACAUUAGCACCUUAUCUAGCCACUAUAUUUAAUACAAGCGUCGAAUCUGGUGUGUUUCCUGAUUUAAUGAAACAUAGUAAAGUCAUACCUUUAUUUAAAUCUGGUAGUACAUUAGACCCCGCCAAUUUUAGACCAAUUUCUGUACUACCAAAAUCUAGUAAAAUUUUUGAAAAAAUAAUUUUAGAUUAGAUGUUAAGUUUCUUUAAUAUUAAUAAAUUGCUACAUAGAAAUCAAUUCGGUUUUACAAGGGGUCGCUCGACAACUGACGCUGGAGUUGAGCUUAUUAAACAUAUUUUUUGUGCAUGGGAGAAUUCAGAGGAUGCUUUGGGUAUAUUUUGUGACCUUUCCAAGGCCUUCGACUGUGUUCACCAUGAGACAUUAAUCAGGAAGCUACAGUACUAUGGUGUCAAGAACACAGCGCUUUAAGUAAUAGAAAGCAGAAAGUUAUUAUCAACGGUAAAAGUUCUUCCGGGUCACCUGUACUAAUGGGUGUCACUCAGGGCUCGAUUCUCGGCCCAUUCCUGUUUCUGGUGUAUAUUAACGACUUACCUUACCUUGUAGGGGAUAGUCAUGAUAUAGUAUUAUUUGCUGAUGAUACUUUCUUGAUUUUUAAACUUAAACGUCAAUCAUUUAAAUGUGACGAAGUGAAUAAUGCUAUAUCAAAAUUAGUGCAUUGGUUUAACGUUAAUAAUCUGCAUUUGAACGGAAAUAAAACUAAUUGUGUUAAAUUUCCAACAACGAAUGUUAAAAAUCUGAAUGCCAAUGUGUUUUUAAUUUUUAAAUGGGGAGGAACUGAGCCCUGUUGUAUCCAUUGUUUUUCUUGGCAUCACUCUCGACGCAAAGCUUCAGUGGGGCCCUCACAUAUCCAAAUUAGCAAGCAGACUACGUUCUGCAGCCUAUAAAAAAGAUUAGAGGUCUCACUAGUGUCGAGACAGCUAGAUUAGUUUAUUUCAGUUAUUUCCAUAGCAUAAUGUCUUAUGGGAUUUUGCUAUGAGGGAAUGCGGAUGGUUCAGAAACUAUUUUUGUUUUACAGAAGAGGGCCAUUAGAGCUAUUUACAAUCUAAAUCCGAGAGAGUCUCUUAGAGAUAAAUUUUAAAUAUAUUAACUUUGGCCUCUCAGUAUAUUUACGAAAAUUUAAUGUAUGUUCACAAAAACAAAGGUAGUUUUAGUAAAAAAAGUGAUAUACAUUCUGUAAACACUAGGAACAAACACAAGCUAGUGAUGCCAGUUUCUCGAGUCCACAGAGUCAGUAAUUCAUUCUUGGGGCAAUGUAUACGCUAUUACAACAAGGUCCCGGAAAGUGUACAGGCUCUCUCUAUUGCCAAGUUUAAAUGUUUUAUUAAGGUGAGACUGUAUAAAAAGAGUUAUUAUAGUAUAAAUUAAUACAUGUGUGAUAAUAACCCCUGGGAAUGCGGUGGUCGCUUCCAAGCAGUUUCUAAAAUAAAUUUUGUAAAUAGUUCGUAAUCAUUUAUAUUGUAAAAUUUAUUUAAAAAAGUCCCGCUGGGUUUCUUGCUGGUUCUUCCCAGGACACAGGGUUUUUUUCAAACCAGUGGUAAAGUAAAAAAUGACUUUCAAUAAGAAUUACACAUGUAAUGUAUAUUGAAUAAAAAAAUAUUCUAUUCUAUUCUAUUCUACUACUUAUUUACGACUACUCGACGAAUACAGUAAGACGAAUGUGUGGAUUAUGACCACGCCGACUGCAUUUCUGUUAACAGUUUCCCUUUCCGCAAAAUAGACACAACAGUUAAACAAUCGCAACGCUCAUAUAUGAUUCAUGGGACAAUUCUAAUUUCCCGAUGUUUAAAAGUGUCUCAACGUGUGAAGUGUUACCGUUGGUUCUAAUUUCUUUCUUAAAUUUUUCUAAAAAUUCAAUCAACGCCACACGUUUCGUCGUUUUGAAAUGACUAUUCAGAUUAGAAAAGUCGUUAUUUGGUUCGAAUUUCCUUCUAAUAAGAAUAAUUAAAACCCCGACUUCAAAAUGCGAAACUAUUUUAUUCUUUUUAGCUCUUUGAAGUUGGCUUUAUUUUUUAUUAUAAGUAAAUUUUUUAACUUUUUUGAAUGGACACAAUAAUAUAAUCACGGUCCCAUCGCCCAUGGUUCACCUACGUACGAUCUAUUAAUGUGGCUUUAUGUAGAUUUAAGAUAAUCAAAGACCAUUCAUUUUAUGAAUUUAUUGUUUUAUAUCAAAAAAAACUAAUAGUUUUUUUUUUGGAUAAAAUAUAGCCCAGAUCACUUUUGCCAUUACUAUCUGUUCGUGGAUCAUUAUUACAAUCAGUUUAUCCAUUCUAAAAAGUAGCCCGGGCAGACAGAUAGAAAUAAAUUUAAAAAUGGUUAUUCAUGUCUCAAUGGCAUCCAAAUAAAUCCAUAUCAAUAUCUGGCAGUUAUUUCAAUAUUACAGACAGACACUUCAAAUUUAUUUAUAUUUAUAAAUUAAUUUAUAUCGUUCAUUAUUUAAAAUUGUUUUUUCGGAUUAAAAACAAGUAAAACGUCGUUAAUGUGUGGUGUUCGGGUAAUUAUAAGAAAUCAUUUUGUAUCGUUCACGUUCUAGUGGACGAAGUCGACGGCGUAGAUGAAGACGACCCUGAUACUGAUGACUUCGACCGACUCCGCAGUGAACGAGAACAAAAACGCCGUGAGAAGUACCGCCAGAAACUCAUGGCUCGCUCUGUUAGCGCACAGCAGCCAACCGGCAGUCAAGAAUUAAUAGACAAUGUUCUGUUAUUAGAAGAACUACUUAUGCAGUCUGAAGCAUUGAAGAAAGAGCAACCUGAACAAUAUUCCAAAGAUGAAACCUUUUGACACAGUUUCAUAUUCCAAUGCGAUUAAGUUUUAAUUCAGAACUCAGUAUUAUCAAUUGUGAUACUUUACUAUUGUAUGUAUAUUUACUAUUUAGUAAAAAAUCAACGAAUCGAUGUAUUAUUUUUUAAGAUUAAUGUAAGUACAUGGAAAAGACAACAUAAAAAUAAAUUAUAUAGCUAU
Parnassius mnemosyne (clouded apollo) is the source of this 3608-nucleotide messenger RNA. The record is from the annotation of a GenBank genome assembly. NCBI's taxonomy places the organism in Eukaryota, Metazoa, Arthropoda, Insecta, Lepidoptera, Papilionidae.